UAAAAAACAAAUCACAUUGCAAAAUGGUUGCUCCCAUUACAUGCAUCCUAAUCAGUACAGACGGCUGUUGUGCAUAUGAAGCUCAGAGUAUCCCUUUAAAUAUAACAGAGAAGUAAAUACAUUAUGACUGUUUAAAGUUCUGUAGAUAUUGUUGACAUCUGCUCAUCAGCCACCGCUAUAACCCAGCUCGGCUAUGUGAUUCCUAUUUUUAAGGAAAGCUCAGAAGUGACAGUUCCACUUUCAGGUUGCUGAAUAUUGAGAUGGCAAGCCCUUCCACGUGGUUCCUUAUUCUCUCCAUGGUCAUUACGUGCCACUGCGUUCCCUUGUGGUAUGACCGAAAAGGGGUGCUGGCAGAGGAAGAUAGUCUGAGAACUGGAGGCAAUAUUAUUCUUGGACCAAGAGAGCUGGAGGCCAACAGAAAUUUAAUGAAAAUAAAAGCAGUAGAACUUAGUGAAGCAAAACGUACUGAAGCAUUCCCUCCCAGCAUGCACUUCUUCAAGGCUCGGGACCUCAUCCAACAGAGCAAAGUUUUCAAAAUCUUACGAGAGAUGCCUAAAGGGGCUGUUUUACAUAUACAUGACUUUGGAGUCCUGAGUGUGGAUUGGCUGGUGAAGAAUGCCUCCUACCUUCCUAACUGUUACAUCUGCUUUACUGAUGCCAGUGGAGUGAGGUUUCGGUUCUCUAAGUCAACUCCUUUGGGACCUUUGCCCCUUGGCUGCUCAGAUUGGGUUCUUCUUGAAACCUACAGGAAGAAGGUAGAAGAUGUUGUAGAAUUUGAUAACAGCCUCAUCCACAACUUAACACUACUCACGGAUACACCAGAGCUGACAUACCCAACACAGGAUAUAAUCUGGCGCCGGUUUGAGGAGGCAUUUAUAUCAGCCUCUGGCCUAAUCUGCUAUGCUCCUGUGUUCAAGGCGUAUACAUAUGAAGGUCUCCGUGAGCUGUAUGACGAUAACAUCCAAUAUAUAGAGAUGAGAGCCAUGCUUCCCCCGAUCUAUGAGCUUGAUGGGACUAUCCACGACCGUUCCUGGAUGCUGACCAUUUACAGAGAUGUGACUAAGCAGUUUAUGGAAGCUCAUCCAGACUUCCAAGGUUUGAAAAUCAUCUUCACUGUCCACAGGCAUGAGAAUGUAUCUCGUGUGAAGGAUGCCGUGCUUGUUGCCAUCAAUCUGAUGAAGGAAUUCCCCGAUAUCAUGAUCGGCUUUGAUUUGGUUGGUCAGGAGGAUGCUGGGAAUUCUCUGUACCAGUUACGAGAUGCUCUCAACCUACCAAGUUUGAUGGGAGUCAAACUUCCAUACUUCUUCCAUGCUGGAGAAACCAGCUGGCAAGGGAUUGAUGUAGACGAGAAUGUAUUGGACGCGUUGCUGCUAAACACCUCUAGAAUAGGCCACGGGUAUGCCCUUGUCAAGCAUCCAGCGGCCCGUGAAAUGUCCCUUAAAAUGAACGUACCUCUGGAGAUAUGUCCUGUGUCCAAUCAGGUACUGCUCCUGGUGAAUGACCUCCGGAAUCAUCCUGCGGCCACACUGCUUGCUGAAGGACAUCCAGUGGUGAUCAGCUCCGACGAUCCAUCUAUUUUUGGGGCUCAAGGUGUUUCCUAUGACUUUUAUGAGGUUUUCAUGGGAAUUGGGGGCAUGAAGGCCGAUUUGAGGACCCUAAAACAGUUGGUUAUGAAUUCUAUAAUUUACAGUGCUUUGUCUCAAGAAGGAAAACAGCGAGCUAAAGAUGUCUGGCAGAAGAAAUGGGACAUGUUUAUAGAAGAUCUGGCCAAGGAUAACUUAGAUAUGUAAAUAUUAGAGAUAUGCCUCAGACUCACUUGGACCCUUAUUCAGUGUAAUGUGAAGCUAACAGAAGAACAUGGUUGAAAAAACCCAAAGAAGAUAACUUCACAGGAUUUUGAAUAAAGGUCAUGAAGUGAGAGUUAUGUGUGACUGGGAAAGUGUGUGAGUGCAUGCGUGAAAGUACAGGAUGUGCGAAGAGUGAAAAAUGAAGAGAAAUUGAGAGCAAGGAGAGAAUGAAGGAAAGGAAGAA
Pelobates fuscus (common spadefoot toad) is the source of this 2031-nucleotide messenger RNA. It is a transcript of the gene ADA2, whose product is annotated as adenosine deaminase 2. The record is from RefSeq and is a predicted model, not a curated record. NCBI's taxonomy places the organism in Eukaryota, Metazoa, Chordata, Amphibia, Anura, Pelobatidae. Gene Ontology annotation, molecular function: adenosine deaminase activity. The coding region runs from base 261 to 1790 and encodes 509 amino acids. Gene Ontology annotation, biological process: inosine biosynthetic process; adenosine catabolic process. The transcript has 10 exons.